This is a messenger RNA of Penicillium maclennaniae, 1377 nucleotides long. RefSeq names its product putative CUE domain protein. The coding region runs from base 1 to 1377 and encodes 458 amino acids. NCBI's taxonomy places the organism in Eukaryota, Fungi, Ascomycota, Eurotiomycetes, Eurotiales, Aspergillaceae. The transcript has 2 exons. Gene Ontology annotation, biological process: DNA repair; DNA alkylation repair. Gene Ontology annotation, molecular function: ubiquitin binding; zinc ion binding; dioxygenase activity. Gene Ontology annotation, cellular component: nucleus. The record is from RefSeq and is a predicted model, not a curated record.
AUGGACGCGUUCGUCUCGAGGAAACGUCGAAAAUUAUCCCUGGCUGAGAAAGCUGGCGUGGAAUCAUUCGAGGCAUCGCCGGUUGCUGAGAAUCAGGUCGAGGAUUCGACCGACAUUAAGCUCGCCAUUUUACUAUCAUUGUACCCGGAUGUCGAGCAGGAUGAUAUUCUGGACGUUCUUGUGUCAUGCGAGGGCUCCGUAGAUGCGGCGUCAGCGUUGCUGUCCUCGCAAGGGCCCACAGCAAAAGCACCAAACCCUAAGAGACGGGCGGCACCCAACUCUUCAUUCGGCAUUCAAACGUCCAUGUCAUCGCACGUUUUAACGAGAGGGGAAGAUGGAUCUUUCAAGCCAAACCCUGCACCUCUACGCCCCCGAGGACGUGGCAGCCCACACACCUUGCACGAUUAUUCACAACUUUCUUCCCCGGAAGAGGCCAAUGGGCUCCUGAAAGAGCUACUCCAUGAAGCGGACCAUUUUUCAAGAUACGAAUUUCAACUAUUUAGUCGAACAGUACAAAGUCCGCACACUGCGUGUAUAUACGUUUCCACGCCUGAGGAAUACAAGCAACAGACUUCCGAAUACACGUACGGCGGUAGCUACCGCGCAAACGUGCGGGAAGCAACGCCGCACUUGCGAACGGUAUCACGAAAGGUUCAGACCAAGGUGAAUGAAGAGAUUCAGCAACGUAUCCGCGAGAUCUACCCCGAUGGAAAGAAACUCAAAUACCAAUCACCAAAGCAGUGGCGACCAAAUGCAGCAUUUGUCAACUGCUAUGACGGACCGACUGAGAGCGUAGGAUACCACGCAGACGAACUGACCUAUCUUGGUCCACACCCGGUGAUAGGUAGUCUUAGCUUAGGGGUGGCACGAGAAUUCCGAGUACGCCGGAUUGUCGCCCGGGAUGACGAGGCAGACGCAGACGAAGCGGUAGAUGAGGGCGGCAAAGAGUCUCCAUCGUCGAAGGGCAAAGACCAGAAGGCCGCGGCUCGUGCAGAUGCGCAGGGACAGAUCUCCAUUCACUUACCGCAUAAUUCGCUCCUAAUUAUGCAUGCAGAGAUGCAGGAAGAGUGGAAGCAUGCGAUCAGCCCUGCGCAAACGAUUUCUCCACAUCCCAUCGCAGGGAAUCGGCGCAUCAAUGUUACCUACCGUUGGUAUCGCGAUACUCUGCACCCUCGAUACAUUCCCCGGUGCCAAUGUGGCAAGCACGCGAUUCUUCGGUGCUCACAGCGCAAGCAGGAGACUCGGGGCCGAUACAUGUGGAUGUGCUAUGCGGGAUACGCACCAGGUAAACAGGGAUGCACCUUCUUCCAAUGGGCCGAGUUCAAUGAUGACGGCGAUCCGAUGUGGGGGUCGGCAGCUCGCCGAGAGUGCCGAUGA